Toxotes jaculatrix (banded archerfish) is the source of this 5624-nucleotide messenger RNA. It is a transcript of the gene baz1a, whose product is annotated as bromodomain adjacent to zinc finger domain, 1A. NCBI's taxonomy places the organism in Eukaryota, Metazoa, Chordata, Actinopteri, Toxotidae. The coding region runs from base 126 to 4583 and encodes 1485 amino acids. The record is from RefSeq and is a predicted model, not a curated record. The transcript is spliced from 30 exons. Gene Ontology annotation, biological process: chromatin remodeling. Gene Ontology annotation, molecular function: protein binding.
GAAAACUUGGUCAACAAGCCGCCAGAGAGGAGCUCUCAGCCCGGGACUUGUUCUCAGUUUGUACCGCGGAUUAUCUGUUCAUCGUUACACAACUCGAGUGCGGCCGGUGGAAGCGGAGCUGAGAGAUGCCGCUUCUCCACAGGAAAGCCUUCAUCCGACAGAGACCUCCGGCGGACCUGCGGCCGGACGAGGAAGUCUUCCUCUGUAAAAUCACUCACGAAAUCUUCAGGACCUACGAUGAGUUCUUUGAGAGGACCAUCCUGUGCAACAGUCUGGUGUGGAGUUGUGCUCUGACGGGUCGAGCGGGCUUGACUUACCUGGAGGCGGUGGACAGCGAGCGGCGGGCGAAGCAGAGUCUUCAGAGUUUCCCUCAGUCUCUGGUGGUGCCUCUACUCCACCUGGCUGCUCUGAGCCGACGCUGCAGACUGACGGAGCUCUGCGAGGACGUCUACACCUUCGUCAAAGACCGAUUCUUCCCAGGAGAGAAGGUGGACGUUGUGGGACGCAAUGGAGCCAGACAUGUGUGUGAGAUCCUGCAGGUUCAUUCUCCUCAUUCCAGCGCUAACGGAGCGCCAUCUGCUAAUGGCCACACCAAGACGUCCGAUGGCAGCACAAUCGUCAUCAGCGACAGCGACGAUGAGAGCGCCGCCUUCCAGAGUCCCACGGCACACGUCAACGGCAGGAAGAAGAAGAAGCCUCUGAGUCCGUCAGUGUUUAAAUACACAGUGAGGAUGAUGAAGGAUGAACACAGCGAGCCGUUCACUGUCAAAGCCAAUCAGAUCAGUCGUAGGAAGACGACUCUGUCCAGAGAGAGACUGAAGCUGCUCUUCAAACAACACUGUGAACCUCAGAACGGGACCAUCGCACUCAAGCCCUCCACAGUGAUGAAGUACCAGCUGUCUGAACACACCUUCUCUCAGUUCUUCCCUGAUGACCCCCCGCUGUUCCCCUUCAGCCCCCCCUCUAAAGGCGGAGGGCGUGGCUCACCUGGACAGGCCAGUUCGUCGUUGCUGAAGGCGGCGGAGGAGAAGCUGAAGCUGCUGCAGCAGAGGGAGGAGAUGGCUGCUGCAUCUCUGGACAAAGCUCGACUGAAGAAGGAGAAGGAGGAGGCGCAGGAGGCCAAGAGGAAGGAGAGGGAGGACAAGGAGAAGAUGAAGGAGGAGCAGAGGAGGAGGUUUGAGGAGGAGAAGCAGAGGAGGAGGGAGGAGAAGGAGCGCAGGAAGCUGGAGAAGGAGAGGGAACGAGAGAAGCUGAAGGAGGAGAAGAAGAAAUACGCCGAACGGCUGAAACUGUGGAACAAACCCAGAGAAGACAUGGAGUGUGAAGACCUGAAGGAGCUUCCCAGUCCGAUUCCAGUGAGAACUCGCCUUCCAUCAGAGCUUUUUGGAGAAGCUCUGAUGGUUCUGGAGUUCCUGCGUGCCUUCGGGGAGGUCUACGACCUGAAGGACGAGUUCCCUGAUGGAAUCUCUCUGGAGAUUCUAGAGGAGGCUCUGGUGGGUUCUGAUCCUGAAGGUCCUCUGUGUGAGCUGCUGUUCUUCUUCCUGACCGCCAUCUUUCAGGCUCUGGAUGAGGAGCAGGAGGAGGUGGCCAAAGACCAGGCUGAAGGUGACGUACAGAGAACCGGCCAAAGCCUCCUCACUAGGCUGGACCUGUCGGAGGCUCUGGACGACGACUCUGAUGCCACGCAGUCGGCUCUGAGCGCUGUUGCCUCAUUGGCUGCGGCUUGGCCACAGCUGCAUCAGGGCUGCAGUCUGAAGCAGCUGGACCUGGACAGCUGCACGCUGUCCGAAAUCCUGCGGCUGCAUAUCCUGGCGUCCGGCGCCGACUGUAACCAUGGCAACGCCAAGCUCCGCUACCAGAAGCAGGGUGGAUUCACUCUGAUGGAUGACACGUGUGUCGAGCUGCGAUUGGCUGAGCCGGCGCUGCUGAAGCGACUGUCGUGCACAGCGGUGUACGACCUGACGCCCGGGGAGAAGCUGAGGAUCCUGCAGGCUCUGGUGGGGAAACUGCUGACUCUGGCAUCCAGCAGAGAUCUGAUUGAAGACUGUGUGGAGGAGCAGAGAGCUGCCAAACAGGAACUGAGAGAGAUCAGAGCUGAACAACACCGCAGAGAGAGAGAGGAGGCCGCACACAGGGUUCGUCUUCGUAAAGAGGAGAAGCUCAGGGAGCAGGAGCAGAGGCUGAAGGAGAAGGAGGAGAAACUGAAGGAACAGGAGGCGAAGGGAGGACUCCAGCCAAACAGUGAGACUCCUGAUCAACAACACUCUGAGGAAGACGAGGAGAAAAAGUCUUCAUCCAACAGCAAGAAGAUGAUGAAAGCUAAAGUCAACCAGAAAGAAAAACAGCAGCAGCAGCAACAGACGACCUCUGACCCCAAAGCCCCGUUCUGCCCCCCCACCAGCCUGACAGCAGAGGAGCUGGAGAAAGAACAGGAGAAGGUUCGAGAGCUGCAGGAGCGGAUCCAAAAGGCGGCGGCCUGCACCUGCCUGCUGCCUCUGGGCAGAGACCGGCUAUACCGCCGAUACUGGCUCCUCCCCUCAGCCUCUGCUCUGUUUGUGGAGGACGACUGCUUCGGCCUGACGGAGGACAUGCUGCAUCCACGCCCAAAACCUGUACAGGACACCACGACCAAGAUGGAGGAGGAGGUCGUCAAGGAAGAGGCAGCCGAGGGAAACACUGGCUCAAGCCCCACCCCCCUCCAUACCUGCGGCGCGCCAGCCACCCGUCCCAACCAAUGGUCUUUCUACAGCUCGCUGGAGGAGGUGGAUCAGCUGAUUGAGGCUCUGAACCCACGAGGUCACAGAGAGAGCAGCCUGAAGGAGGCGCUGCUGCAGGAGAGAGAGAGGCUGCAACAGCUGCUGCAGAGCUGUGACAGGAACAAAUACAGGCACUCAGAUGAUCCGGAGUCGUCCCAGUCUGUCCCAGAAUGCACUGCAGCAGCUGAGACUCUUAUGGAGGUUAGACUGAGAGACCUGCUACUGGACAUUGAAGACCGCAUCCACCAGGGAACUCUGGGAACUCUGAAGGUGAUGGACAGACAGGUGUGGCGCUCAGCACUGGAAGCAGGAAACUACGAGCUGCUGUGUUCUGACGGCAGAGAGAACGGAGGGAUGAACGGACGAGUGGAGGCCAUGGAGGUGGACUCCGGUCAGACGAGAGCCAGAGACAGGCUCCAGGAGCUGAAGUCGGACAGCACGGCGGCCUGUGGGACCAGCGGCAGUGGGACUCCGCAGGUUGUCAGCAGCUCGGUACGAAUCCUGGCUCAGGCCCUCGCUCACAUCGAGCAAGGCAUCGAGAGACGUUUCCUCAAAGCUCCGCUGGGUGAGGAAGACUCAAAGAAAGACCAGAAGAUGAAGAAGAACAAGAAGAAAGACGAGGACCAGGCCAGUGAUGACGGCAGUGACAGCGGUCGCGUCUCUAAGACGGUGUUGGAGCGAUGGAGGGAGUCUCUGCAGUCCUGCUCCAGUCUGUCUCAGGUGUUUGUCCAUCUGUCCAGUCUGGAACGAAGCGUCCUCUGGUCUCGCUCCGUCCUCAACGCCCGCUGUCGCAUCUGCAGACGCAAGGGAGACGCGGACAACAUGCUGCUGUGUGACAACUGUGACCGAGGACACCACACCCACUGCCUGAGGCCCCGCCUCAAGUCGGUUCCAGAGGGCGACUGGUUCUGUCCGGACUGUCGACCCAAACAGAGAUCCAGCCGUGUCCCGUCCCGUCAGCGCUCCUCUAUCGAUGAAGAGGAGGAGAAUGACGAGGAGGAAGAGGAGGAGGAAGAGUCUGAGGAGGAAGAGGAGGAGUCAGAAGAAGAGGAGGAGUCAGAAGAGGAGGAUGAAGAAUGCGUAGUGAGCACCAAGAAGAGCCAGGCCCCGCCCCCUAAAGGGAAGAGCCAACAGACCACACCCAAAAACAACGCCGCUGCCGCUGGGAAAACUUCAUCAGCUUCCAAGUCCUCAGGUAAAAAGGCCACGCCUCCUACAUCGAAGGCCAACAUGGUGUCCGGCGGUAAAGCUCCACCUCGCUCCGGGAAUCGGAACAGCGCCCGUCUGAGCCAUGAGAUCCUGGCACCAAAUGGCAACACGAAAACCUCACCUGGUCAGACCGAGUCCCGAAAGAGAGUGUUGACAGACACUGCUCCUCCUCCUAAACCCUCGAGACCUGUCCUCCCCCCUGCUUCCACCUCCUCCUCCUCUUCCGCCUCCAGCCGACGCUCCUCCGGGAGGAACCAUGGCGUCCAUGAGCUGUCGGCCUGUGAACAGCUGACGGUGGAGCUCGUCAGACAUGAGGACAGCUGGCCCUUCAUGAAGCUGGUGUCCAGGACUCAGGUGCCUGACUACUAUGACAUCAUCAAGAAGCCAAUCGCUCUCAGCACCAUAAGAGAGAAAGUCAACAACUGUGAAUAUCAGACUGCAGGUGAGUACAUCUCAGACGUGGAGCUGAUGUUCUCCAACUGUCUUCAGUACAACCCUCGUCACACUAACGAGGCGAAGGCCGGUCACCGCCUGCAGCAGUUCUUCCACUCGGAGCUCAGCAGACUAGGCCUUCUGGAGCGCGGCUCCACCCCUCCCGCCAAGCGCUCUAGACACUGAACCAAACACUGAACCAAACACACCCUCUGACCUCACUACCGUCCACUCUGCUGCAUUCUGAUUGGUCCAGGAGUUGGAAGUGGGCAGGAUGUAGAAGCUGUGAUUGUUCCCCUCCUGAUGGACUGACAGGCAUUGAUACGAAUCCAGGAUUGCUCCUUCGUGACCUCUGACCCCAGAGGAGCUGUCCGCCACAAUUUGAGUGAAACGUUUCAUCAGUGUGUCGUCCACAAACACACACACACAAAAGUUUCCAGCUGAGUGUAAAGAGACAGCCGGGGUCAAAGGUCAUGAAGUCCAACAUCAGAUUAAUAUUAAAACCAGUUCAUGUUACACACACAGAGCUUGUUUUGAUUAAACUUCACCUGAGACAGACUGUUACCAGUUUGUGCUGUGAGCUUCACCCCCUCACCUGCUCACCCCCUCACCUGCUCACCCUCUCACCUGAUCAGGAGCAGAGCUGCAGCUACUGUGAGUUCAUCAACCUGUAGAGACGUUGUGUAGUUUUCCUCCGACCUGCUGACGUUCAGGGCAUUUAUCUGAUUUAUCUGCGGUCAGACGGGGGACAUGUAGCACAGAGACAUUCCCGUGGUGCUGUAGGACAGUAGAGUUCGUAGAGUCCCAGCAGUUUUCAUCUGAUGCUUCCUUUUAUCCGGAAAAGCAAAAACCACUAGAGAAACUUCAGCUUUGCACUGAUAAUUAAAAGAAGUCAAAUCAGGCCGUUCGUGUUUGCUCAGGGACAAAAUUUUUGAUUUGAAUGAAAAAUAUUUUGUAACAGUGCAGCUGGUUUAUACUGAAGCAGAGCGGCCGCGGCAGCUACAGGUGUUUCAGGCUCAUUAUCGAAUCUACAUGGACGUCUGAGGCUGCCAAAGCUAAAGUGAACUCAUUUAACAAACUGAAAUCUAAUUGUUGGUCUGUGUGUUCGAUGUUUCAUUAUAAUUUCAAUCUAAAAUCCAGUUAAAGUUCAUGUUUGAAAAUGCAUCAUUGCUAAAAAAAAAAAAAAAAAAAAGAUGUCUUCAGUGACAGACUCACAAUGUGCAUCAA